AAGCUGCCUUCCCGGAUAUUAGCAUCUGAAUGACUUUAGUUUAAACAAGCAUAACUUUGAGUUGUCUCCUUGUGUUUGCUAAAGCAAGACACCAAGGCAACAAACGGUGACGCCAGACAUAGCAGCCAGCCAAGACAUUUGCUAGCAUUCAUUCAGGGAGAGCAGCUCAUUUUGCAAACAUGUACAACGUAGAAAAAUUUAUUCUGAAGUUCAACCGGAAGCGCUUUUGUGUAUCUCGUUAACGGGUGCGCGCACUUUAACGGUGGUAGCACUCGCGCUCCAUCCUUUCUGACAGCCUCACAAAGUAGGAAUCCAUUCUCGUCAUGGCGUCUGAAGAGCUCGCCCGAAAGCUGCAAUCGCGGCUUUCUGCUACACAGGAGGCCGUUCCGAGGCCCGAACCCGAACAGAGCCCUGUCCGACCCAAACCGCAGGGGUCAGAUGCUGCCUGUGGAGAUUCAUCAUCCGAGCUAUCCGCUAAACUGACGCGUAGGCUGGACAUCAACGAGGGUAACGCUGCACCACGAGCGACCCGGGUCUUCAACCCUUACACCGAGUUCAAAGAGUUCUCCCGCAAGCAGAUUAAGGAUAUGGAGGGGAUGUUCAAGCGGUAUGACACUGGAAAAGACGGCUUCAUCGACCUGAUGGAGCUAAAGCUGAUGAUGGAGAAACUGGGAGCUCCACAGACCCACCUGGGCCUGAAAAACAUGAUCAAAGAAGUGGAUGAAGACUUUGAUGGCAAACUAAGCUUCAGGGAGUUUCUGUUGAUUUUCCGGAGAGCAGCAGCUGGAGAACUGCAGGAAGAAAGUGGUCUACUGGCAUUAGCAAGACUGUCUGAGAUUGAUGUCUCCACUCAGGGUGUUAUGGGGGCCAAAGACUUUUUUGAAGCCAAGAUGCAGGCUCUGUCUGUCGGUAGCAAGUUUGAGGCUGAAAUUCGAGAGGAAAAAGAAGAACGCAAGAGACAAGAAGAGGAGAAAAAACAACGACAUGCUGCCUUCAAGCAGCUGCAGUCCACCUUCUGUUCAUAACCCACCACAGAAAGCAGCAGAUGCAGAUUACAAAAUUCAGUGUUACUGAAGUUUUAGAAACACACUCCUUACUUACACUCAAACCUGUUUUAAAAUAUGGCACUUAAAUAAAAAAAACAGAUUAAUUACAUUAAAAUUAAAUCUUGACUAAAAUAAAAAACAUGUCAUAACUAGGCACAGGGUGAAGUCCAGCAUAUGGUUAGCCUUGCACAAAACAUAUAUCUUGUAUAUUGUAUGUUCGACCUCUAGACCAUCUGAAAUGUGUCUUUGGGUUUGUUUGUUUUUUUCUAUUUGUUUGUUUCGAGUUUUGUGCUAUAACCUUGUUGAUGAACAGCUGUUUGCAAUCCCACAGCUAAACAAUCAUAAACAUGUUUCUGUUUACCUACAGAGUGAAUAAAGAAGAUAUAAAUACAUUAAUUACAUUUCUCCAAAUCCAGAUCCUUUAGAUGUGUUGUAGACCUAGGCUAAGGACAACAACUGUAAACUGAAUUUUAGCCAUAUUGCUAAAAGCACACAGAAGACGGCUUCCAUUUGAUUAUGCUUGCAUGUUACAGUAGCAUUUCUCAACUUUGCCUUUGCUAAGACUUCAUUUCUUAUGACCCUAGGGGAAAAAAAGCUGUUCUUAAGUGGAGGUCUGAUGGUAAUCCUUUACCUUAAUUAGUGGCAGGUAACAGUUUUCAGGGUGGCAUCUUUUAGGUAUCUUUCGAAAGGAACCAUCUGUAGAAAACACCAAUGAGCUAUUGUUUGAAUAAUUCCUUUGUGAUGAUUUGCACACAGUAAUAUGGUGUAAAAGCAGUAGAGAGCACCUUUGCUGUGACCAACAGUAAAUAUGUGAGCAGCAUCUCAAGUACAUCCAAGUUACAAGAUCCCAGGAUAAAUGUGCCCAUCUGAUUUGAUUUUACAGGUUCCCUCCUGUAAAAAGAGUGACAUAUCACAAAUUAAGACGUGAAAGGUCUAGUGUCUGUGGACUACGGGAUAACAAAAAAGCUGUCACUUCGGUGCCCAAUUUCACUGAAAAGAUGACCCAAAACAAGAGAGAACAUCCAGUUCUUUUUUUGUAGCUCCUGAAAAGUAAAUCUUCAUGCGUUGUUUGAAAUGCACUGUGGUGUUUUGGUGCAAGAAACAAAAUGUUAGGGGGAGUUCAGUCAAUAUACACUGGAAACCUCACUACCAUGUUUUUUUUUUUUUUUUCCUUUUUUCAAAUGAGCCAUCAGCUAUACAUAAAUUGCCAAUUUUGAAUGGCUAUGCAGGUUUUUAACUGACUUCAGAGGCUGCUGAAAUUCAGCUUCAUUUCCAAAUUGGACAAAUGCUGAUUUUUAUGUUGUGAUACUGUGAAUUACAGUACUAUGCAAAAGUCUUGGGCCAUCGUUCACUUCUUUAAAUCUUUCUUUAAACUUAGGUAAAAUGUGUAGUAUUUUGAGGUGAAAAAUGAAUCUAUUUUGGAGAAAAAUGUAAGCUGAUAAAAUGUGGAACAAGUGAAGUGCUGUGAGUUCCUUUAGAGUCACUGUAACAAAAAACUUUGCAAACAACCUAUUUUCUGUAACAUUUCAUCCUCACAUCAGGUGUCUGACCUAGUCUUGUUUUUCCUAUUUCAGAAAUAUUGGUAACCUCAGGACUGUUGUCUCAAAAUGUGAACUGGAAAUGCUCAUCCAUGCUUUCAUCUCUACUACUAGUUCAGAUUAUUGUAUUAAACUGUUUUCUUGUCUAAAGCAUCUAGUAAUUGCUUCUAGUCCAGCUAAAAUGCUGCUGGAAGGCGUUUAACUGAUUUUAAAUCUUCUUUCAUCACCACCUUUUUAAAAGUUUUUACAUUGGCUUCCUGUCAGGUUCAGAUUUAAGUCAAAAACAUAGGUUCUUACUAAGGCAAUGGUCCAUCUAAUGUUGUUAUUUAUGUAACACCAAAUCAAAGCAACAGUUGCUUUAUAUUGUAAGGUAAAAACCCUACAAUAAUAAUAAGCAUCUGCAAUAAUACCCUGAUUCUUCAAACACCAUUUUGACUUUGCAUAAGCUGUUGUUGAAUGUCUGUCACUUGUUAAGAACCAAUUUUUAAGUUGUACCUUUAGAUACUGUAUUUUAUUAUUAGCAGCCCGUCACAAAAAUUUAUAAUUUACACUGAUUUAAUUCCAACAGACACUUUAGGAAUCCAACGAUUCCUAAAGUGCGAUUUGCCAAAUGCUUGAGAUAUCAUGGCAUAAUGUACUCUUUCAUAUGAAAGAGGUUGGGAGAGUGGUCCAUAGUGAGUGUCUGCAGCCAUUUGUAAAACAUGGCAUCUAUGAACGUUUGGGGCUGCAUUUCAUGGGGAUCUUCAUGGGGAGCUACGUUACCUGAUCCAGUCCUGAGUAUAAGUUUUGCCAAAAAAGAAAGUUUUAAGCCUAAUCCUAAAAGUAGAGAGUGUGUCUGCCUCCUGAAUCCAAGCUGGGAGCUGGUUCCACAGACGAGGGGCCUGGAAGCUGAAGGCUUUCCCUUCCAUACUACUCAAAUACCCUAGGAACCACAAGUGAACCAUUAGUUUGAGAGCACAGUGCUCAAUUGGAGGAAAUAGUCCCCAAAUAGAGCACAGGCCUCAGAUUAUUCAAGACCUUGUAUGUGAGGAGCAGGAUUUUGCAUUCAAUUCUGGAUUUAACAGAGAGGCAAUGAAGAAAAGCCAAUAUAGGAAAACUAAAUAUUCUUUCUGUACCAACAGGGAUGGUAUAAUGUUUUUGUAUUAUAUACUGUAUUUCCAUGUUUCUUUGUGUGUGUUUCAGUAAAUCACUAUACCUUUUUCCAAUUUUCCUACCAAACUAUAAGGAAAUGAGGGUGGCUCGAGACUCAACGUACUGUAUACAUAUCCACUGAAAGCAGUCUCACUGCAGUAUUUUGAGAUCAGUGACAGGCUGCGCAGGAGAGUCCUGCAGUUCCUUCAUUUAGCACAUCUGCACAGAAAAGAGUUGUACGUGUUACUUCAUCAUGUAGUCUUAGCUUUGUCAAUAGUUUUGCUAUGCAGCUAUGUUGGUAGCAUUGGUCCAGAGAAGAGACUGAUACUUGAAGUAAUAGCUCAAUAUUUUGGGAAAUACUAGGAUUUUCACUUCGGUAAUCUCGGGGUUGCACUUUUACUUUGCUUAGGGUUCACUUUGCUUAGCGUAAAGAGUAGAAGCAUGGUUAACAACUAGCCUAGUUCUGUCCAAACUGAUUACAUAGAUCAAGCAAUAGCCUUAAGGCUCCCAAUUAUGUUGCCAUCUAUAAUUUUAUUUGUGUUCAAGUCAUUUCUAGUAUUCGGUACGAUUUGAGUCUCCAUGUCACAACUAUGUGUAUUUUGUAUAAUAAUGGGCCAGCACCUAUUUUCAAAAUCUUGUCUUAGCCUAAAAUGCCACAUCCCCAUGUUGCCUUUGUUUGAGUUAAGUUACAUAUAAACUGAUAUUAUCUGUAAUUUUGAUCAUAGGGUUGAUAAACAUGAGUAAUAAUUACUGACUCAAGGAUAAAACGUCUUUCCUGUUAUAGUACUAGGCAGAGUGGUUAUUGACGUGAAAUGAGUGUUUAUUCACAGCAUGACAUUCAGAAGUUGGAUCUACAAAAUGUUUUUAGUUUUAAUAAUUUUUCAAGUAAUUUAUUUAUUAUAAUUUUUGUUUCAUAGUUAUGAAAGUAUCUAAACCCCAAAUAUGUCAUGCAGUGAGACUGUAUAUGGAAAAGGAGACUACAAAGAUUAUUACAAAUGGUGUUCAAGUGAUAAUAAUAGCAAAGUACACUGGCAGGAUUUCAUUUUAUUAAUAAUUAUAAUUUUUUUUUUUUUAAAUAUGCUUUAUGCAGAAUAUGUCACUUAUAUAAAAAUAAAAAUGUAGAACUAUCAGGCAUUUUAAAGCUGUUAGGAUAAAAUAAAUUAGCAUUUUGUCAAGAAAUUAGUGUUGACAUUAUUGUAGGCUCUUUAUCUUACUGUGUAAGGCCUUGAGGCGACUGUUGUAGUGAUUUGGCAUUUUAUAAAUAAAUGGAUAUUAUUUGAAUUAUGAAGUAAAACGGUCAUGAUGAAAAGGAUAUUUCACCAUCCAGAGGACUCAGUGGGGUUUUUAUAGCUAGUUGGAAAGUUUUACAGCUCUCACUCUAACAUAAGUGAAGAAGUUAAGAAUAGCUUAAUUCAAAUGGUGGUUUAAUGUGAGGUGGAACAACCAACGUAAAACUAGGAAAAUAUUAACUUGUAAAAAAUUUGAUAUAAUUUAAAAGGUAUACUAUGUGUAUGCUCUUAGUACCAAACCUGGAAGUUAAAAGGUGCUCAUUUUAAAAGUCGAAGAAGAAUUACGAAUGAUUGGGGCUUUUCAUUUAAUGAACAACAUCACAUGGGGCAAGUCUCAUGGUCUCAUGUCAGCUUGUUAUGUCUUGUCCACCUUGUGGACCAAAUUGAUAACAUAAAAUAAACCAAUGUUAUGCAUAUAUUUAUGGCUAAAUUGAGUAAGUUAAAUGGAAUACUAAAAAAAAAAAAACUGGACCCAAUUUAAUUAAAAUGUAUUCUUAAUCUAAAAGACAUGAAUUGAAGUCACAGAACACAGAUUUCAGAUCAUGGCUUUUCUUCAGUGGUACUUGUAUUUUAGAAGGUAUUAAUAAACAUUUGCAGAGUAAGAUCAGGGACAUUUCAGUCCAGUUAAUAUGAACGUGACUGUACAUUCAAAACAUUUAUCCGCUUCCGCUUAAUUCCCUCAACCCCUGGGGGGUGGCAUUUGGCACGUCACACAUGGAGAAUUUGGACAAAAUUGUUCAAGCAUUAUAUCUUGAGAUUGACCAGUAUACUAUUCUAAUACUUCAUGAAGCCUUCUCAUGAAAUGAUAAAUGAUGAUUACUAGUUUGAAAUGGAACCAAAUAGUAGAAAUGACCAAAAUGUGAACACCAAAGUGUUAUGUGGAUUUUUAAAUAGAUUCAAAUCUUCCAGCCCCUGAAACUAAAAAGUGUGGGGGUUUUUUUAAAACAAAAAACAAAACGGUAAAGUAUUAGCCAGUACACUUCACAAUGCAACUGUCUCUGUUUCCUCUUGUAGUCUCACUUUUGGAAAGAAAGUUCUUUUUUCCCAGUGAUGUAGAUAUAUAAUCUAAAACACAAUUCAAGAAAUCCUUUACAGAAACAUUGACCCAUGGGCAGCAGUUGGGCUGUUGUGGAAGAUGCAGUCCUCUCAUCUUUUAUCAGUACCUGUGGAAUGACUGUAAUGCCAUCUGUAUUCACCAUACCUGCAACACACUGAAAUCACACUAGUAAAAAUUAGUUUUAAAAUAUUAAUAAAUAUUGCAUAUGUGCAGAACCUACUCUGUUCUGAAUGAGGUCAUUGCCUUUGAUUUGUCAGCUUUGAAGGCCACAAGAUGUAGAAAACAGCAAAAAGAAAAUUAAAGUAAUUAUUAUUUUAUGAUACAUGGAUAAUAAAAGAAAUCCUAGAAGUUCAAAUAGAUACACAAGCCCAAUGAAGCAGAUAGGCUCUAACCUAAACAGUGUAAAGUGCAUUUUAUUCAAUCAUUUUAUUUAGUCUCUAUGUAUUAAGUUGUAGCAUGUUAUUGUUGUCAUAUAACCAACCAAUGUAUGGAUUACAUACUUUAUGAGUGA
Messenger RNA from Oreochromis niloticus (Nile tilapia), 6572 nucleotides. It is a transcript of the gene efhd1, whose product is annotated as EF-hand domain family, member D1. The transcript has 4 exons. Gene Ontology annotation, molecular function: calcium ion binding. The coding region runs from base 324 to 1025 and encodes 233 amino acids. The record is from RefSeq and is a predicted model, not a curated record. NCBI's taxonomy places the organism in Eukaryota, Metazoa, Chordata, Actinopteri, Cichliformes, Cichlidae.